GAUUCUGCAGAUGCUUCAUCUUCGAUCACGCCUAGCACAGUCAGAAAAAUCAACGUUGGUGCUGCUGUAGAUUACGUUGGAGAACUUGUAUCUGUCGCCGGUAGCUUUGCUCCCAUUGCUGGCUUUGCAGGUCGAUCAUCUGUGUUGCAGACCGGCCCAAUGGAAUAUUCUAUAGACAGUGGCAGUUCCGUAAUUCCUUCCAAAACCCAAGCGUCUUUCAUAUCCUCUCUGCAACAUCACCCACCACCAUCAUCAUCACACAUGGCGCAAGAUAGCACCCGCCGUCCUCUUAAGAUUGUCGCCGGUGAUGAUGCCUUCGGCUGCAACCUCAAAGACGCCCUCGUCGCUCACCUCCGUUCGCUCGACAUCGAAGUUGAAGACAUCGGCACCGGAAAAUACUACUCCAUCGGUGAAGAAAUCGGCCGUCGCGUCGCAGCGCCGCAAACUCGAUGGCCUGCUACCAUCGAAACCCGUGGCCUCGUCGCUUGUGGCACCGGCGUCGGUGUCUCCAUCUUCGCCAACAAAUAUCCCGGCAUUUAUGCCGCCACAUGUGUAACAGCCGGCGAAGCUAGCAAUGCUAGAUCCAUCAGCAAAUGCAACGUUCUUGCUGUCUAUGGCAUGAACACCACCCCUGAGACUGGCAUAGAAAUCCUCAACUUUUGGCUUGAAACCCCCUUCAAAUCCCCUUGCCCUGCAUCAGGCAACAACCCGUCGCCCCAGGAAAUAGAAACCUUCCUCGACGAAUCGAUCUCCGAGAUGUCAAAGAUCGGAACUGAGGAGCCGGAGAAGCAGGAUACAUGUGCGAUUUGUUGUUUGGCUAAGAACAGGGAGUUUAGCCCUGUGGAAAUCAUGCCUGGUGGGUCGAUGAAGAUUGUCAGAGAGAGCCCAACAUCGGCUAUUGUGAGGUUUAAGGCUGGGAUUGUUGAACCAGCGCAUCAUCAUAAGUUUGGGCAUGAUUUGGUUGUGAUGAAAGGGAGUAAGAGGGUUUGGAAUCUGAGUAAGGGGGAGAAAUAUGAUUUGGGGGUAGGUGAUUUCUUGUUUACCCCUGCAGGGGAUGUUCAUAGGGUGAAGUAUUUUGAAGAUACAGAGUUUUUCAUCAGGUGGGAUGGACAUUGGGAUAUUUUCUUGGACGAGGAUCUUGAUGCAGCCAAAACAGCCAUUGAGAAGGACUUAAAUGCGUCUGUGUAACGUCUUUUUUUUUUUUUUCCCCUUUUAUUUAUGAAUCUGAGUUUGUGAUAAUGUGUUUUAUGUGGGUAUUUGUGAUGACAACUUAGUAUUUUCCUGAUGAUGGUGCUGUUUGUUAUUAACGUUGCUUGCUGUUAAUAAUAAUUUUAUAUUGAAGUUGCCUUGUGUUUAAG
Molecule: messenger RNA, 1358 nt
Organism: Telopea speciosissima
Lineage: Eukaryota; Viridiplantae; Streptophyta; Magnoliopsida; Proteales; Proteaceae
Product: DNA damage-repair/toleration protein DRT102-like
Exons: 5
Biological process (GO): carbohydrate metabolic process
Molecular function (GO): isomerase activity
Source: RefSeq, a predicted model, not a curated record